ACAUAUGCACUUAUUCAAAGUCAUCGAUACUAAGAUAAACAACAUGGCUAGCUUCAAAAUUAUUCACUUAUUUUUUCAAUUUAUCAUGUUGCCAUUUAUACUUAUAUCCCAAGUAGCAGCUCAAAUUCCAAUUCAUGAUAAAGGUAGUGGCAAGACGGUUUGGAUUGUUUGGAGACCUCUAAUCAUAAUAGUAGCUAUUGUAGCCGUCGUUGUAGUUGUGUUUGUUGUUGGCUGUGUUUUUGCUUGCCUUGGAAUAUGCUUUGGUUGUAUCAAAGAUGAUCAAUCUCAGGAAAACAAAGGGCAAACAAAUGAUGUAUCGGAAUCUCCACAAGCGGCCGUCGUCGAUAACGGCCAUCAGAUCUCUAUCCAGUCAAAACCCAUGCUAGCUUAACUAUGGGUACUAAUCUAAAGCCUUUGUAAACAAAGUCAUGUUUACAAAUUAAUUAAUUGUAUAGUAUAAUUAUAAUUAUAUAUAUAACUAUUUAAUCACAAUUUAUACAAAUUUAUACAAAUUAGUUUCAGCGACUGCAUUUUCCGCCUUUGUAAACAACUAUGGGUACUAAUCACUUAUAAGUUUAUUGUAUAGUAUAAUUAUAAUU
This is a messenger RNA of Spinacia oleracea (spinach), 599 nucleotides long. RefSeq lists its product as uncharacterized. The coding region runs from base 5 to 391 and encodes 128 amino acids. The record is from RefSeq and is a predicted model, not a curated record. The transcript is spliced from 3 exons. NCBI's taxonomy places the organism in Eukaryota, Viridiplantae, Streptophyta, Magnoliopsida, Caryophyllales, Amaranthaceae.